UAAUCAUGUUUGAUAAUAAUUAAAACAAGGUCCCGGAGAUCACUCUACAGCUGUUCAUCACGUGGGUAUGAAGUCGAAGUCAAAGUCAGCGGCUUGAUCUUUCUUCUUAACUUUGAUCUCUUUCUCCCAUUGGAACAACAAGAAAUAGAAAUGGAGUCUCUCUUCUCCGCCGUGAUCGUCCUCCUCUUGGUUUCCUUUUCAUGCUUCACUUCUUCAGAAGCUCUCACAAGCAACAAGGGAAACAUCACAAUCAAAUGGGAUCUCAUGAGCUGGACACCUGAUGGCUACGUUGCUGUGGUAACAGCUUACAACUAUCAGAAACAACGUUCCAUUGGUUCACCUGGAUGGAAAAUGAGCUGGAGAUGGACCAGAAAAGAGGUGAUCUGGAGCAUGGUCGGUGCCCAAACCACAAAGGAAGGAGAUUGUUCCAUGUUCAAUGAAAACAUCCCUCAUUCCUGCACUAGUAAACCAACAGUCGUAGACUUGCCUCUUAAGACUCCUUACAAUCAGCAGAUCGCUAACUGCUGCAAAGGCGGUGUCUUGAAACCCGGUUUAGAAAGUGCAUUCCAGAUAUCCGUUGGUAAUGCUGGUGACUCGGUUAAGACUGUUCGGAUGCCGGUUAAUUUCGUGUUCACAGCACCUAAACAACAGUAUAUUUGUAGACCGACUAAGAACGUUAGACCGACCAGGUUUAUAUCCGCUGACAAAAGGAGAAUGACCACAGCUCUGAUGACCUGGAACAUUACUUGCGUCUUCCACAAGGCAACAUAAACACAUCAAAUCUCUAAAAGAACAAUCUCAUAAGGAAAUCUACUUCCAGUAUUUAUUUUGUUUUGUAUUUUCAUGUAAGGUUUAUGUUCUUAAUAAAAUUGGAAAAACACUUGUUUGA
Raphanus sativus (radish) is the source of this 889-nucleotide messenger RNA. Its product is annotated as COBRA-like protein 5. The record is from RefSeq and is a predicted model, not a curated record. Gene Ontology annotation, biological process: plant-type cell wall cellulose biosynthetic process; cellulose microfibril organization. Gene Ontology annotation, cellular component: plasma membrane. The coding region runs from base 151 to 771 and encodes 206 amino acids. Lineage: Eukaryota; Viridiplantae; Streptophyta; Magnoliopsida; Brassicales; Brassicaceae. The transcript is spliced from 4 exons.